Menidia menidia (Atlantic silverside) is the source of this 1206-nucleotide messenger RNA. Lineage: Eukaryota; Metazoa; Chordata; Actinopteri; Atheriniformes; Atherinopsidae. The record is from the annotation of a GenBank genome assembly.
AUGGCCACAGACGUCCGUGAACGUCACGUGCACGCGCAGGGAGCGCGCGCUCCCGCGGGUGAGGAGAUAGAGCCAAUUACAGCCCGGACAUGCAAACCGGAGAAGAUCCGGGGAGAGACGGAUCCAAAUAAUAACCGGAGGAGGAGGAUAACAAACAUGAGCCGGACCGGAGUCAGAACCGGGUCAGAUCCGGAGUCAGAACCGGGAAGUCGAGUCCGAUCCGACUGCACAGAGGCCAGCAGCACGCUGUGUGUUCCCUGCACAUCUGGAACGUUUAUGGACAAACCAAACGCCAUGAAGCAGUGUGUUCCCUGCAGGAACUGCGAUCCAGUUUUCUGUGUCUCCAUCACUCCGGGUUCAUGUUGCCAGCCCAAAGAGUUCCCCACAGACGACGGACAGUGCUGCCCAAUGUGUAACGAAGGAACCUUUGUCACCAGAGACUGCACGGACCUCCUCAGAACGCAGUGCUCCAACUGUGACCCGGGGACCUUCAUGAACCGGCCCAGCGGCAUGAAGAAGUGUUUCCUGUGCACGCCCUGCGACCCAGGUCGAGGCCUCUUCGUUCGCCGGCCGUGCUCGACGAUGCGCGACACGGUGUGCGGCGUCCAGGACAGAUUCUUCUGCAAAACGGAGGCCGAAAACGGCGGCUGCAGCCAGGCGGAGAGACACUCGCGGUGCGUUCAGGGCCAGAGGACAACAGCAGCCGGAACCUCCAGAGCCGACACGCAGUGCGAGGCCUGUGCGGCCGGCUCUUUCUCCACGGACGGCCUGAACUGCACGCUCUGGACGCAGUGCCCUGAAGGCCAAAUAAAGGUAAAAGAAGGAAGUCUGACCGGUGACGUCGUCUGUAGCAGCGCACACAGGAGCCGUCCUGGGAUAGCUGGGGCUUUUACCGUAUUCGGUCUAAUGGUUAUUGGCGUUUUAAUAAAAGGUCGAGGCCUCUUCGUCAGCCGGCCGUGCUCGACAAUACGUGACACGGUGUGCGGCGUCCAGGACGGAUUCUUCUGCAAAACGGAGGCCGAAAACGGCGGCUGCAGCCAGGCGGAGAGACACUCGCGGUGCGUUCAGGGCCAGAGGACAACAGCACCCGGAACCUCCAGAGCCGACACGCAGUGCGAGGCCUGUGCGGCCGGCUCUUUCUCCACGGACGGCCUGAACUGCACGCUCUGGACGCAGUGCCCUGAAGGCCAAAUAAAGGUGCCCUGA